CACACAUAAAAAGUUGAGUUUAUAAUUCCAUUAUUCACACAGCCCUCUAGGGUCCCUCACAAUGCCAAUUUCUUUUGUUGUGUAGUGUAAUAGCAUAGGAUUGGCAGCCUCCGAUUGUUUACAUCAGCGUAGGCGGCACUGCAACAACAACAACAGCAUCCUCCGCUCUCUUUCUCUCUCCCGUGCUUUGCGCUCUGGAGCGGAGGAGAAAAGAAAAGCGCUAUUCGCUCACUUUCUCUCCGGCUCUCUUCGUGCUGCUGCGCCAAUUUGCAAGAAAACUAAGUUGGUUUGCUGUGCAGUUGUGACAAUCGUCGUGGAGAGCAGCGGCGCACUCUCCACAAGGAAGCUGCCAAGCCAGCGAGAACGGCCAAGCGAGAGGUGACAAGUGAAAAGUGGCAAGUGGAAGUACCAAAUGGUGACAGGUUCACUGGUAGUAAUCGCAAGUUAGCUGCCCGUUUGGCUGCGGAUUUUCGUCCAAGUUCGCUAUUCGUGUUGGUUUUUGAUGGUUUCGUCUCUCUCGGGAGUCCGCAUAGGCGGCAGUGUGUGUAUACAUAUACGUGCUUUCACACUGACAACAGGGCCGGGCGCGUGUAUGAGUGUGGUUAAUUUUGCCGUGUUGCCGAACAUCUGUAUCUGUAUCUGUGGCAGCCAAUAGUUGUGGCAAGGCCCUCGAGCCACUCGCAACACAACACAUAACAACAGCAUCCCCAAUAAGUGGCAGCAACUACGCCGCAUGGCAAAGCACCAACGGCCGCAUUUGUUGUUAAUUGAAAUAAAUUGAAAUAAAUUCCCCGACUUUGCUGCUCAUAUUGUUAAUAAAGAGUAGCCGGAGCGACGCAACAGCGAAUCAGCAGCAGCAGUAAACAAAACUGUGAGCAAAAGUGGUUUUAGUUCCAUUCCAGGCGUCGGACGACUUUGAGUACAAGCGACGAACAACCAGAGCAUCUAAGGAAUUCCGAGCGAACAAUGUGAAUAAUGUUGGUAUCACAAGCGAUUCGUGGCAGUAACCAAAAAGAGAACAUGCGUUUAUUUAUAGCCCCAGUGUGUUCCCAUUAGUGAGUGUGGUGUGGCGUGCAGUGCAUUGCAAAUGAGUUCAAACUGCGGCCGAAGAGAAAAAGGAGGCGUCCUACCAAUACCAAUCCUUGUGUAGAAUAGUUCCCUCCGUAAUCAGAUCUGUCGCAGACUAACAGUAGCAGCUGAAAUUCCACGAUCGGCGCAUGAAAUCGUAUGUAAAUACACUUUCCUGCCGAGUCAGAUUCUCAGAACGCCAAUGUUUACACUAUUCGAUUAUUGUUUAGCUAACAGCCUCUUAUGCGAAAGUGGAAUACAUACAUUAAUUGAAGGGGGAGGUGGGGGUUGGGGCUGGUAGGGUCUGCUAUAAGCAGAUUUCCCCUGCCACGAGCAGGCCCGAAGGCAGAUCCGUAUUUGAUUUGUCCCCUCUAUUGUCUCAGUCUCAGUGGAACCCAUACUCCCGAAUCAAUCAAUUGUAUUUAACUGUGCGUAUGCGAUUUCAAAAUCAAAUACCACCCCUCCUGCUGGGGUCAUUGCACCCAAGGUGCGUGGGUGCGUGAGCCAGCACUAAGCACCCACCCAGAAAUACGCCGAAAACCCAGCAUCCGGCGACACAGGACAUGCGCAGUGGCCUUUUUGGUAGUUGCAUUUCGGCCAACAGCGACUGAAAGAGCAGAGAGCGGAGGAGCAUGGCCUUUUCCCGCCAUAACAUCGAGAAGCGCCGACUCAUCGAGCUCGUGCGACUCAACCCAAUCCUCUGGGACUGCCGCCUGCCACACUACAAGCGCUCGGACAAGCGCAAAGCCAUCAAAUGGAACGAGUUGGGGCGGCUCUUCAACGUUAAUGGCGAGCGGGUGCAGCGCACGUUCACUUCGCUCCGCGAGAUCUUCCGCCGCGAGCUGAACCACGAAAAGAUGCUGGGCACCACGCGCUUCAAGUCCAAGUGGGAGUACUACGAUGCCAUGGCCUUCCUCAAGGAGGUCAUUCGAGAACGCAAAUCUCGCGAGCGCAUCAAGCACGGCUCUUUGGAUCCCGCACCAGUAGCCACAGGCAGCAGCAACAAUAACAACAACUGCGUAAGCCGCAAUAGCAGCAACAACAACAGCAGCAGUGCGGCCCUAGACGAAUACCAGUACUUUGCUCCUAGCGACCCCAACAACCCGAACAAUCAGCCCCAGCCGCAGCCCGAACCAAAGAGUAGUCUGCCUGUGACUAUUCCCAGUCUAAGUCUCAGCCUCAGCCAGUUGCCGGUGGCUCUGCAGCAGCAGGCCCAGCAUCUCCAAGCCUUACAGCUGCAACCGGACGUGACGCUGACUUCCCUGCAGAAGCAACCUUUGCCCACUUCCCUUUCCAUUGCCACACCCGCGCCGUUAGCACAAACCUCGCCCGCCCAGGUGCUGUCCAGCUCGCGCUCCUGCAGCUCUUCGCCCUCCAUCUAUAUAAAGGACGAGCCGGGUUCUCCGGCAGGCGGUUGCCCGGAAGAAGUGAUGACCGGAAAUGGACCAGAGGCGACGAGGAAGAAGCUGGCCACAAUUCGUCCGCAGACCAAACAGCAACUUAAAGCGCGUCUGCAGCUGCCCACGCCCAAAAACUCAUCAUCGUACGCUACGUCGCCGCCCCAUUUGAUCAUCAAUGCCAACAACGAGCUUAUUGACACCGACGCCGGGGACCUGGAGGAGGAUCUGGACGACUUCGACGAGGACGACGACGUGACCGGACGCUGCUCACCAAUCGCCGGCCAGUCGGAGAUGAUGGGUGCCGACGGCAGACUCUCGGUCGGAAGCAUUUAUAUCGGUGAGGGUGGCGACUGCGGAAGGGGUCUGGGUAGAGCCCACACUCAGGCGCGCCACGUGCCUACCUCCAGGGAACUGCUCUACAUGAAAUUCGGUGACUUCCUGGCCGCCAGAUUGAACACUUUGCAUGAGACUGUAGCUAAUGAGCUGAUGAACAAGAUGCUGCUGCUAAUUGCAGAGAAGUGAGGAAAGCGGGGACCGAUGUCGCCUCUAAAAUUAUUGCAUUUGGAGUGGCGUAGCUCUGAAGCUCGGCAAUCUGGCCCACAAAUCACAACGAAACAUGUUGACAGCACACGGAGCAGGCUGUGCCUGCAGGUUGGCACCGACUCUCAAGGAACGAGCAACAGGAGAACGAUGUGGGAGGGCCACUGGUUCACUGGUUCACUGCUUAUGCAUUUCCCUAAUGAAAUGCAAAGAAAACGAGCUACGGCCCAACAAUAUUUCAGCCUGUGCCGAGCGCUCGAGCUGAGCUAUCCUUUCUGCGAUAGGCAAUGCAAAUUUGAGAAGAGCUCUUGUCGGAAAUACUUGUUUUUGCCGUGCUCCCAUCACCAAGGCGACAUAGUGUUGGAUAGCGUAUUAAGGUGCACAAAUCAAGUCUGUACCAUGUGCCAUUUAAGCAUCUCUCCAAGGCGUAUGAUAGUCUAUUAUUAAAAUCAAUGGAUAAGUCCUUAAAUCAAACAAGUUCAAAAAAUGCGACCAAUAAAAUUGUAUCAUUCCGAA
This is a messenger RNA of Drosophila mauritiana, 3524 nucleotides long. RefSeq names its product myb-like protein AA. The record is from RefSeq and is a predicted model, not a curated record. The transcript is spliced from 5 exons. Bases 1701 to 2990 code for a protein of 429 amino acids. Gene Ontology annotation, biological process: regulation of transcription by RNA polymerase II. Lineage: Eukaryota; Metazoa; Arthropoda; Insecta; Diptera; Drosophilidae. Gene Ontology annotation, cellular component: transcription regulator complex; nucleus.